This is a messenger RNA of Acromyrmex echinatior (Panamanian leafcutter ant), 3868 nucleotides long. RefSeq names its product ovaries absent (gene ova). NCBI's taxonomy places the organism in Eukaryota, Metazoa, Arthropoda, Insecta, Hymenoptera, Formicidae. The record is from RefSeq and is a predicted model, not a curated record.
ACACACAUCGGUGGAAGAGGGGAUUCUUCUGUCAAUCGGUCACCAACAGUAGAGAGUCUCGUUUCGUUGUCGCGGCUGUGCACGAUUGUGUGGGGCUAUGUUUCCGCGAUUUUUACACGCAACUUCACGGAGACUUACGGGACUCAUACGAGGAUCAUCCUAUUAAGAAUCAAUACUGGUUAAUCCCGCGCUGUAAUCGCAUGAUCGACUCUCGAUAGAAUGCAGUUGCUGUGUGCUGGAUGACAAGUGUUUCAACACUAGCCUUCUAGCGUCUCCUCGAGUCGAAGAAAUUGACCUUUCGUGCCGUUGGUUUCGAUUAGAUCGGUCGACGGAUAGUUCGACAAUGAUCACCAUAAAACGGGAGCGACGCCUCGUAGAACCUUAACUUGGGCGAAAAGAGCAAUUCGAGGGACAAGAAGUUCACGUUCCAAAAAUGGCCCUCGCAUUCGCGUGCGACCUGACGGAUACGUGAUGAUUGUUACGCGAGAUCGCGUUGUAGAGCUUCGCCCCACCUCCGGGUCAUUUCGACUCAAAUCAUCAUUUAUAGUUCGAUGAGAGAUUUCUGAAGUAAAUGCCAGACAAUCUCCAGUGAGGAGAAAAAGAGAGGAAAAAACGCAAGUGACUUCUUGGUUAUGCCAUCGCAUGGAAAGUGUAACUCAGAGGGUGCCGAAACUUUCUAGACGAUGUAUCGCGAACGAGCUUUGAGCCCCAUGCAAGUUCGCAGAUAAAGGUUUGCCAAGAAAAGAAAGGGCUUUCUAUGCAGUGGAUAUAUUUUAAAUGGGGAACAAAAUAGAUGAUUUUGGAGGUAUGAGACUCUCGACUAUGCAAGAAAAUAGUAGAAAUGAGAUAAGAAAGUCUGGAAAUCAAGUUUCUAACGAUGCAAUCAUGAUGGACAAUACCAAGUAUGGAGAAGAUAACAAAAGGACAGACAAUUUAGAGAGAGAAGAAGGUUCUAUGGUAUCCAAUCUUCCUCUUUUAUUUGCUAAUGGUUAUCCCACAUCUCUCGAGAAAAUUACCAUGGUGCAACUAGAACGUUUUAUAUUAUUUAUGGUUCAUUGUUCACUGGGUCAUGACACAACUAAGGUUAUUAAUAAACCUGAGUGGUGGCCUCAAGAUAUUAAAUUUUCAAGUCCAUUAACGAGACCUAAAAAGAUCAAUGAUAACUGGAUGGCAAAUCUGAAGAAAUUGGUUUUCCGAUGUUACACAUAUCACAGAAGUGAAUAUUUGUUACGUUUUUGUUCCUAUUUAGCUCAAUAUCCACACGAUGAAUUAGAAUAUGUUAAUAAUUGGGACUCGACAACUAGUCUGUAUCACAAAAGUACAGGAAAACUACUAGUAACAUUUCGUAAUGAAAACAUGCAUUAUGACAGAAAAAAUGACAGCCCCCGAAGAACAUUGUUAUCUCACAAUGCAUCUUCAUCAAGCAAUGGAAAAGCAAAACAAGCUCCCAUGAUGGUUCAACCACCAUGUGAUGAUAUUUAUCUUUGUGACAGUUGUGAUGCUGAAUUUGUGGGCCUUGCAAAUAUGAAGGAACAUGAAAAAAUAUGCUGUGAACAAGAUCAUGGUGGAUGUAGUGGCUCGCGCUCGUCCACACCAGAUAUGUCCAUGGUCGAGCCUGAGCUACAACAGGAUCAAUUUCUGGAGUACUUCCAAUUACGAUCUAGUAAGAUUGAAUCUAAAUCGGUUGAUGUAAAAAACGUGAGUGCUCCCGAUGGUAUCGCCAGACGCACCUCUGGACGUGUUAGGAGUUCUCUUAAUUUUACAAAAUUCGCCACUAUUCCAUUCUCAUCACCUGCUGGCAUAAUGCUAACCAAAAAGUCAAAAGCUAUGACUGAAGAAACGCAGCAGGAACGAUUAGAUAGAAUAGAAAGACAUGUCAUUGCGCCGAUAUUGAGCGAUUCGUGUAGACCAAAAUGGCUGGACGCAGAAAUAGAUAAUGAUAGAUGGAUAGUGACAUAUAAACAGAAUCGGGAUAAACCCACUGACCAUUAUGUGCAUCAAUAUAAAUUUGUGAAUUCUUCUAAAAGCAAACCAAUGUUAAGUAUACAGUCACAAUUACUCUACGCCACAUGCAGACCUAUUUAUGUUGUUCUUACCCGACUGAAUGAGAGGCAAAUUGAUGAAUUAAAAAAGGAUCCUUCAAAAUAUCAAUAUUCUCAGAGGAGUAUUAAUGUUCGGAAACUUUUAUUAAUGAGAAAAGCAGGACCAGCAUGUAAAACGAAGUCGAGAAAGACAGCCCACACGCAAAACGUAUCUGUAUCUUCGAAACGGAAGGCGCCACUGGAGGAUGAUGUAGAUCCGAUUGUCGUUGAAGAAGAAGAAGCCAACAUUAGUGCAUCAGCUAAAGAAACUUUAAUCGCGCUUGCUGCUGUGAAAUCAUUUACGGACAAUGCCGAGGCUACCAAACCAGCCAAAGAGAAAAAGUGUCCAUCACAUACGAUAAUGUUGAUUGAUCUCUGUUCGUCUGACGAAGAAGAAAACGAUUUGAGUACUCGGACGUCGUGCGACGAGAACAGAGAUCCCAUGAACACCGCAGAGUCUUCAAUCACAAAGUCCUUCUUACGAAGACUAUCACCGAACAAACUUUACGCAAAACUUUGCAUUUACCUCGCACGCUCAUCGACAGAUUAUCGGUUAUUGAAUAGUAUAUUGAACGAAGAUGACAGCAGAAAUAAAUAUCAAUUGUUGAAUACUAUUUGAAAAAAAAACGUAUACUUUUCUCUAACUUUCGUAAAUUGUAUCGUAAAAAUGCGAAAUUAACGUACAGUGAGCUAUUACUUAUUAUUAUAUAAGUGAUGACUUACAACUUGUACAUGUGUUAUAUUUCUUAUAUUUAUUCUGAUUAUUAAUACAAUAGUUGAAUUUUUGUGUUAGGUUAUCAUAAGACUGUUAUGAUUUCUUUAUGAAACUUUGAAUAAAAAAACUAAGUUAUAUUACAUGAAUAGAACAUCGAUUUAGUCAGAUUGCGUUCAGUUACAGAAUAUAGGGUAUUUCUCCUAUCAUGUUUAAAAGAAAAUAAAUGAGUGAGCGCGAGCAUGACAAGAAGGAAGGGGGAGGGAGGAAGAGACAAUAAGAAUUGUGAUAAAGGAAAAGUAAAAGAAUAUGUUGAGACAUUGCGUGACAGUUUUAAAUAAUAAGCAAUUAAAAUUAACUUUUUAUUUAUAUGCAUAGCAAUAAUAUAAUGGUAAACAUAUAUUGUUACAUUCUUUCAAAGUAUGCAGAAAUAUGAAUUGAAUAAUUAAUUUUAAUUACUUAUUCAAAAAUACUGCAUUCUCAAUAUUCAAAGUUACCUUAUCUUAAUUGCUGUAUUACAUUCUUUUAAACUGAAUAGGAGACCUCCUCUAAUAGUUUGGUGUACAUAUAUAUAUAUAUAUAUAUAUAUAUAUAUGAGUCAAGGAAUGCAGUUUAUCUUGCAAAAAUCUACUAUAAUCUAUUACAAUAUUAACAUAAGUUUUGAUUCAUAUAUAUAAAUGGAUAAUUUAAAUAGAAAUAUGUAAACAUACAAUACAGAACAGGAUAUGUAAAUGCACUAUUUAAUACUUAUGACAAGUAUUACAAAAUUUUACAUUGGAUAAAGAUUAAAAAGUGAUUUUGUUUUAUUUUAAAUACAGGUGCAUAUCUUCUGCUAGAAGAGAAGUUCAAACAGAUAAAUUUGUCUCUCCGUAAUUUCUGCGAUAAUCGUAGAGAUUUAUUACUAAGAAAAAAUUUUGCAUCUGUUUAUUAUUAAAAUUGUUUAUUAUUCAUAGAGAAGUACAUGAAUAUUUUUAUUCGCAAGAGAGAUACAGUUUGCGCGUUUAUAAUACAUAUAGUUCGUUUACAAUUUUUAGUCUUGUUUUUUCUUUGCUCCGAAUAGCUUUCCUGCAAAAAA